Contarinia nasturtii (swede midge) is the source of this 1791-nucleotide messenger RNA. RefSeq names its product coiled-coil domain-containing protein 28A. The record is from RefSeq and is a predicted model, not a curated record. The transcript is spliced from 4 exons. NCBI's taxonomy places the organism in Eukaryota, Metazoa, Arthropoda, Insecta, Diptera, Cecidomyiidae. Bases 541 to 1236 code for a protein of 231 amino acids.
GAGUUUUUAUGGUUAUUUUUGGAUUUUGGCAAUACAUCAAAUAUUUGACACUCAGUUGUGAAUGAACAAUUUAUAGUGAGUAUUUUAAGCUAAAAGUCAGUCGGAGUUUUAUGUACUCAUAACACUUCAAUGGGUUUUCUAAGGUCAUGGCAUUGGGAUUUGUUUGCAUUCUCAAUGAGAUUGAAUUGUUAAACAUAUCAACGUGAAUAGUUUUCGACCCUCUUCCAAUGAAUUCUUGAAAAAAAUAUCCAAAGCAAAGUGCAUCCAUGAAUACAAUAAGUGCAGUCGCAUUUAUUUACAUUUUGAAUUUCGAAAAUUUUCGAAAUUAAAUCUCGUCUCAUAUGUCAAACGCUGUCGAAAGAAAAAAAACAUAACAAACAUUAAACGUCAAAUGAAUCAUUCAAAGUAUCAUUUACAAAUUGAAAGACAAAAAAAAGCUGCCAAGUUUUUGUGUGUGAUAUAGAUAUCUGACUUAAUUUAUUGUGUUUGUAAGAUAUUUCAUUUGUAAAUUGAAUUAAAUCUAAAAACACUACCGUUUCGAUGGAGCGUAAAGAUGAAGCGGCCGUCGAACGCCAAAAAUUGGUCGACGAUGGAGAAGUUGAAAUUGAAGACGACCAAGCAAAUAUCACAACAAACGUACCACCGACCAACGCACCAAAAUCCGUCCAAACACCAAAUUCACCCGUUUUAAGUAAUCGAAUAUUUUCGAGUGGCGAAACAAGCCGAACACAAGAUUCUAGCAAUUGUUCUGUCAUCAAAGGAGGUGCCAGUGAAGCACCGCGGCUUGUUUAUGUCAACGAAAAAGAACAGCGUAAGCCACACGACCCGAAGACAGAAAAGGCCAAACCACGAAAACUGCCCAGAGGCUUGCAAAGUAAUUUAGAUGCACAAUCAAGCGCUAGUUUCGACACACGAUCACUCAAACAUCAUUCAUUUCAAUCAGAAGUCCCUGAUGUCCGCCAUAUGGAGAAAGCACUGUUAGGCCUACUGGACGAUUUUCACUCGGGGAAAUUGAAAGCAUUCGGAUUCGGUUGCACCAUGGAGCAAAUGACUGAUAUUCGCGAGCAACAAGAGAGUUUAGCGAAGUUACACUUUGAGCUUGGUUCAGGUGGUGGUGACCCAUUCAAUAGUAAAAAUGAUCUCAAUGCACAGGAGAACAUGUCCAGAUUGGUUCAAAAAUUAGAAAAUCUCUCCGUGUCAAUAGAAAAACUUCACUCAAGCAAUACAAACUUAUAAUUUAGAAUUUCCAACUGACUGUUGAAGGAAAAAAACCCUUUGGAUAUGCAAUGUUUUAUAUGUUCCGCGUAUUAUUAUAAGAAAACAAAAUUAAAUCCAUGAAAGUGCUAAUAAUAAAUAGAUAAUAGGAUAAACAUCGAAAAAAGUCGUAAGAUAACUAGCUUUUUAUGUAUGUUAAUGCUUUUUAAUUGAAAAAAAAGGAAUUCUUAUUAUUGUUUUUGGCUCAAUCGUAUUGUAAAUGUAUUCUAAGAGAUUUUAUAAACAGCUUCCGAACAGCAUUAGGUGAAGAUAUACUUGAGAAAGUUCAUUCUUCUUCCAUUAAGAGUUUGUGCCAGAAACUUUACCGUCAAUGACAACUCUGAUUGACACAGGUAUAAUUUGAAUACAUCAAAUUGUCUCGGCAGAAAAAUGAAAAUUUCAAGCUUUUUUUUGAACUAAAAAAAAAACUACCCCCUAAGGGACCUUUUUUAUCCAACUUAAUUUCUGGUGCAAAUUAUGUUCAAUUUUUAUUUCGUUGUAUUUUCAACCUAAAAGGAAAAGAAAACCCUAUGAAAA